Messenger RNA from Theileria equi strain WA, 402 nucleotides. RefSeq lists its product as hypothetical. The record is from RefSeq and is a predicted model, not a curated record. Bases 1 to 402 code for a protein of 133 amino acids. Gene Ontology annotation, molecular function: flavin-dependent sulfhydryl oxidase activity; flavin adenine dinucleotide binding. Lineage: Eukaryota; Apicomplexa; Aconoidasida; Piroplasmida; Theileriidae. The transcript is spliced from 2 exons. Gene Ontology annotation, cellular component: mitochondrion.
AUGACAGACAUGGACAAGGUAUACAAAAAAUGCAAGGAACACUCCUGCAGAGAUCGAGAAACAGCAUCGGGAAGAGGUAAAAGCGGCUAUCCUCCAGAUCGCAGAGAACUUGGAAGGGCUGGAUGGCUUUACUUACACACAAUUGCAGCAAACUAUCCAGAAACACCGUCAAAGGACGAUAAAUUGAAGACAUCAGCAUUCCUUCAUACAUUUGCUGAGUUAUACCCGUGUAGCUUAUGUAGAGACAGCCUGAUAGAUAUCUAUCGAAGGGCUCCUCCAAAGGUCAACUCCAAACGCGAUUUCCUUUUGUGGACUUCCAAUAUACAUGAUGCUGUAAAUGAUGAGUUGGGGGUAGCAAUGCAAAACUUGACGUAUGAGGAACUACUUGUAAAAUACUCUUAG